AUGCCGCCUUUUAGGAGAAAGAAGGCUUCUAAGUCAUUCCCAGUCAAAGUUUGUACUUUGGAUGCAGAGUUAGAGUUCAACCUUGAGUGGCGUGCAACUGGACGUGACCUUUUUGACCUGGUGUGUAGAACCAUAGGUCUUAGGGAAACAUGGUUCUUUGGACUGCAGUUCGAAGAUACAAAACACUUUAUAAGUUGGUUGAAAUUAGACAAAAGGGUGCAAGAUCAAUGUGUCUCACAAAUGCCUGGUACACCAUUUAUGUUACUUUGCAAGCUGUACCCAGAGGAUGUGGCAGAGGAGUUGAUACAGGAGGUUACCCAGCAUCUGCUGUUCCUGCAAGUAAAGCAAGCAAUACUCAGCAUGGACAUUUACUGCCCUCCAGAAGCCUCAGUUCUGUUGGCAAGCUAUGCGGUGCAGGCUAAGUACGGCGAUUAUGAUGAAAGUGCGUACAAACCGGGGAUGCUCGCGAGUGAAGACUUGUUACCUCAGCGGGUCAUAGAUCAAUAUCAGAUGACGCCGGAGAUGUGGGAGGACCGCAUUAAGAUAUGGUAUGCAGAUCACAAAGGAAUGUCCAGAGAUGAAGCGGAGAUGGAGUAUCUGAAAAUAGCUCAAGACUUGGACAUGUAUGGGGUUAACUACUUUGCGAUCAAUAACAAAAAAGAAACAGAUCUUUACCUCGGUGUGACGGCGCUCGGUCUAAACAUAUACGAGAAGGACAAUAAGCUUACACCAAAGACCACAUUUCCCUGGUCCGAGAUCAAGCACAUCUCCUUCGACGACAAGAAAUUCGUCAUCAAGUUCGUGGACAAGAGCGUCACCAAUUUUAUCUUCUUCUCACCCAAAGGAAUGAAUAAAUUGAUAUUGGAUUUGUGCAUCGGUAACCACGACCUGUAUAUGAGGCGGCGGAAACCAGACACGAUGGAGGUGCAACAAAUGAAGGCGCAAGCGAAAGAAGAAAAGCAGCGUCGUCAAAUAGAACGAAAUAAGUUAGCGCGUGAGAAGCAACUACGGGAAGCAGCAGAAAGAGAAAGAACAGCUAUGGAGCAGAGAUUGCUACAAUAUCAGGAGGAGAUACGGCUCGCUAACGAAGCACUGCGUCGAUCGGAAGAGACUGCGGAGUUGCUAGCGGAGAAGGGCAGAGUGGCAGAAGAAGAGGCAUCGCUACUCGCUCAGAAGGCGGCAGAUGUUGAGAGGGAGAACGCAAGACUACGGUUGUCUGCUAUUAAGACUGAGGAGGAAAAGGUGCACUUAGAACGGAAGACCCGAGAGGCAGAGUUCUUAACAGCGCGUCUCGUAGAAGAGUCGGAGAAACGUGCGGCCGAAGCAGAAAGGCUGAAGGCGGAACUGGUCGCCGCCAAGGUCGCGGAGAAGCAGGCCAAGGAGAAGCUCAUCAACUUCCUCAGCAGGGCUUCCACCGGCUCAUUGCCUCCGCCGUCGUCCGUGCAGUCAAGUCUGUUUCCGUCGACGUGUUCCUUGCCCGCCGAGUUGGGGGACCCGCGGGUGGGGGGUGCUGUUGCUGGCGGUGCGGGGGGUGCAGGCGCGGUGGGGGGCAUCGGCGCAGGGGGCGCGGGGGGAGCGGCCGUGCCGCACAACGGCGCCGCGGAGCCCGACCUCAACUCCUACCAGCUGGUGCCCGAUGACUCCGACCCGCACAUACAUCGAUUGUCUCUCGAGAUCGAGAAGGAGAGGGUGGAGUACCUGGCGAAGUCGAAGCACCUGCAGGCGCAGCUGGAGUCGCUGCGCUGCGAGUUCUCGGUGCUGCGCGGCGAGGGCGGCGAGGCUGUGGGUGGGGGCGCGGGGGAGGGCGGCGAGGCGGCGCUGGACCGGCUGCACGAGGCGGCGGCGCGCGCCGGCCUGGACAAGUACUCGACGCUGCGCCGCCUCAAGCAGGGCGCGCCCAGCGCACGCGUCGCCUUCUACGAGGACCUCUGA
Messenger RNA from Parnassius mnemosyne (clouded apollo), 1932 nucleotides. Lineage: Eukaryota; Metazoa; Arthropoda; Insecta; Lepidoptera; Papilionidae. The record is from the annotation of a GenBank genome assembly.